Messenger RNA from Theobroma cacao (cacao), 1434 nucleotides. RefSeq names its product HCP-like superfamily protein with MYND-type zinc finger. Gene Ontology annotation, molecular function: protein binding. Lineage: Eukaryota; Viridiplantae; Streptophyta; Magnoliopsida; Malvales; Malvaceae. The record is from RefSeq and is a predicted model, not a curated record.
UCCCUUCCCAUCCCUGUAUAUAUAACCUCUCCUUUGAUUUUGCUGGUUGAAAAGAAAGCGAAUAAAAAAACAAAACACGAACUUCAUAUAAGUACGAAGAUGGGAAGAUGAAAAGGUAAGUUGUAAUUGCGUUACAGCCUCUUCUCUUUCUCUUGUUCGAAAGAAAAAAAAGGAAAAAAAGAAACUGAAGAAUGUUGCAGAAAAAAAAGCAGAGAACUACUCGUAAAAUCACCGACAAAUCUGAUCUCUUCGAUGGAGUACCUGACGAUCUCGUUGUUUCCAUCCUUUGCAAGCUCAGUUCUUCCGUUUCUUGCCCUACUGAUUUCGUCAACAUUCUCUUAACAUGCAAAAGAUUAAACCGUUUAGGCCUCCACCCGCUCGUCUUAUCGAAAGCUGGUUCAAAAGCGUUGGCCGUGAAAGCCAAGAACUGGUCCGAUUCCGCUCACCGUUUUCUUAAACACUGCGUUAGCGCCGGUAACAUUGAAGCUUGUUACACUCUCGGCAUGAUCCGAUUUUACUGUUUACAAAACCGAGGAAGCGGGGCGUCGUUAAUGGCCAAGGCAGCAAUGAAGUCACACGCGCCGGCUCUCUACUCGCUCGCAGUCAUCCAAUUCAACGGAAGCGGUGGCUCUAAAAACAACAAGGAUCUGCGAGCCGGAGUAGCUCUAUGCGCACGAGCCGCUUUCCUUGGCCACGUGGACGCGCUCCGUGAGCUAGGCCAUUGCCUGCAAGACGGUUACGGCGUGCGCCAAAACAUAACCGAAGGACGCCGGCUACUCAUCCAAGCCAACGCGCGGGAACUCGCGUCGUCCUUAAACACCGUAGUCAAACGACAACUAAAGCAACAGCACCAACGUCGUCUAAACUAUCAACAUUAUGCUUACAUGACGGGUUCGGGAUGUCCGUUGUUAAGUGAUUUCGGGUGCAAUGUGCCGGUACCGGAGGGGCACCCGGUGAAUGUGUUCUUAAAAGAGUGGUUCGAGUCAGGGUUAGGUGAGUUAGGUCAGGGGCUAAGGCUUUGCUCCCAUAAAGGCUGCGGGAGGCCUGAGACCAGGGCUCAUGAGUUUAGGAGGUGCUCAGUUUGUGGCACCGUGAAUUAUUGCUCGCGUGGAUGCCAAGCGCUUGAUUGGAAGUUGAGACAUAAGGUGGAAUGUGGACCGAUGGAGAGGUGGCAGGAGGAAGGCGGUAAUGGGAAUGGCGGCGACGGCGGCGCUGGAGGAAUGGAGGAGGUUGGGGAAGCUGAAGACCUAGCUAUUGGAUGAUAGAGGGUAAAAUCGUAAAUGCAAAAUGGUUAUUUGUUUUUUCUUCUUAAUGUCUGGGAUGUUUUCAUUUUAUGUAUAUAUAGAGAAAGGUUUUGGGGACUUCAAUUGUGUAUCAAUUGUAAGAAAGAAAAAAAAAAAGGGCGGGAUUAGUUCUUUCAAGAACAUUUUUUUA